AUGGCCCCCACCCAACGACUCAAACGAGGGGCAUCCUCCGCAAGGGGCCCUGCCUCCGCCGCCGCUCCCGUCCCGUUCGUUAAGGUUGAGGUCAGAGCCGACAGUACGUUCUCGCCACUCCCAUCCAGCCAUCGGUCCUAUAGUGAAUGCACGCCAAUGGACAUCGACCCUUCCAGUCAAGGGACACCGACACCGACACCGACUCCCCUAGUCAUAGACCUCACAGGCGAUGAUGAACCACCCACAGCCCAAUAUCGGGCGAGACGACUGAUGCAAUUGCCGCCUGUGCAAGAACCCGUCGUCCAACGCACGGAACCGUUUCCUCAAGAAUCAGGAACGAGGACAGCUGAUACUAGGACGGCGGGCAAACUCGAUAUCUUCAUGAGACGGCUAUCACAGCUCGAGGAGGGUCAUAGGAAUCACGUUACGGAGGUUAAGGGAUGCUUUACCCAGCUGUCAGAGAGGAUGGAUCACGCCGAGAGUCAACGCAAGGAGGAGGAGAAGAACCGUCAGCAGCAGCGUGAAGAAGAUCUGAGACUGCGUAAGGAGGAGCGUGAAGAAGAUCUGAGAAAACGCAAGGAGGAGCGUGAAGAAGAUCUGAGACAACGCAGGGAGGAGCGUGAACAAGACCUGGGACGGCGCAGGGGGGAGGAGCAGAACAGUCACGGACGGCAUUGCCAAUUGGUUGGGUUGCUCGCGCAGGGCAUCCACAUGGUCCAUCAGAAUAUGGGGGGGUCCAGUUCUGCUACUUCAUAUCGGUCUCACAUCCGACCUUUCAACAUGCCGCCGCCGCCGCCGCCCGCAGCGGGGCCUAGUACAAGGGCUGUGCCUCGGAGCGCGAAUAGGGCAUGUUAUCCGGCUACGUCCCCCCGGCCCGCGUACAACAACCCCCGUAACUCGAAAGGCCGGAGGAGGAGGCGGAGCACCGCCCACGCCUGCGGGGCCGGCGCACACACGCCCUCUGCCAGCACUGCAGGCAUAGCUGCAAGGGGCACGGGGGCUGUGCCCGGCGGCAUCCCGACCGCCGACGGAGCCACGGGCCCAGUCCAUACCAUCAAUUCUGCGACUAGAGUUUAUUCCACCACCGCGACGCAAACCCAGCAUUCUCCAUCCCCACAGGCAUCGUCCAGUACUGCACCCGGCAGCAGGACUGACAACCGCCCGGAGAGUCGCAGCAGCGGGACCGAUUAG
This is a messenger RNA of Morchella sextelata, 1191 nucleotides long. RefSeq lists its product as uncharacterized. The transcript has a single exon. The record is from RefSeq and is a predicted model, not a curated record. NCBI's taxonomy places the organism in Eukaryota, Fungi, Ascomycota, Pezizomycetes, Pezizales, Morchellaceae. The coding region runs from base 1 to 1191 and encodes 396 amino acids.